AUGCCUUAUCGUAGUGAAUUGAAGCGUCCAGAUUUAAAAGGUCAAUUCCCAUGCUCAGUUUGCGGAAAAGUUUUUUGUCAUUCUUCUUCACUUAGUCGGCACCGUAUGCAAGCUCAUUUUAAAAGUUAUACAUGUUCACAAUGUAAUCAAGAAAUUUCUAGUAGUGAAACAUUACGUUCACAUAUGUUUAGGAUUCAUCAAAUAUCACGAAUGUUCAUGUGUAGAUGUUGUAAUUGGGCAUUUGCUGAUAAAACAUCAUUACAUAUUCAUAUGCAAUCAAUGAAUAAAGAUGGUAAUCCUGGGGAUGUUUAUGUUUUAGCACGUAGUUCAACAGAAGCUGGAACAUUUAGAAAUGAAAUGUCAUCAGAUGGUGAAUCAAGAACAUCAAAUGCUUCUAGUCCUCUUAAUAUGAGAACACAAUCACCAGCUGAAGCAUCAGAAGCAAAAAGUGCUUUAUCAUUUGCUGCAGAAAAUUUAGGUUUAGAUUUUGGAAAAAAUUUUCUUGGUGGUGAUAAAAUAACUAAUAAUAUAAAAUCAUCAAUCUUUCCACAAUUUAAUGAAGGAAUAGAUAUGCUUAUGAAACUUAAAAGUCAACAACAACCACAAAUUGGUAAAACACCAACUGUUCAAGAUUUAUUUGGGCAAAAUUCACUUUUAAAUUGUUGGCUUGCUACUAAUCCAUUAUGUCAAAAUAAUAUUUUUGAUUUAACAAAUCCAAAUUUACUUAAUUUAGGAAAAUUAUCAUCUCUUCCUGUUAGUGGUAAACGUCCUGAAGCUUCAGUAACAGCGGAAAUUGUGAAUAAUGGAAACAAUCGCAAAGAUGAAAUAUCUGUUAAAACUGAAGAAUGCAAUUCAGAUAGUGGAAAAAGCGAUGUUCAUGACAAUAGUAUAUACAAAAGUAAUCCAUCAUUUCUUGACAAUCUAUUUAAUAAAAAACUUGCUGCAUUAAAUGGAAAUGAUGAUACACCACAAUCAAUUUCUAAAACAAAUAAAAGAAAAGCUCGUAAACCACAACAAUUAAAAGAUUCUUCAUUUAGUUCAUCAAAUGGUGAUGAGGAAUCUGAACCAAAAGCAAAGAUUUCUAAUCUUUCAUAUCUUGUUCAACAUUUAAAUUCAAAUGGAAGAAAUGAUAUUAAAUUAAAUGAAAAUGAAGAACAACAUUCACCAGCAAUAAGUGAUUCACAUACAUGUGAAAGUGGUCAAAAUAAUUCAACAAAUAGUUGUUCAUCUGAUAAAUGCGAUAACUGUAAGAGUGUUCAAAAACAAAAUAUUGUUCUUCAGGAAGAAAAUAAUAAAGUUAGAAGACGAAUGAGUAAAAUAGAGAAUGCUGUAUAUAAAUUUGAGAAAGCAAUUAAAGAGUAUAGUGAUAAAACAUUACCAGAAAAUAUGAAAUCAGAAAUGAUUAAUUUAGUUGAUACUUGUUUUAAAACUUGUACUGAUGAUGAAACAAUUAUUGAUAAUUUUAAUUCUUCAGAAUCCAAAGAAUUAGUUGGAUCAGGAAUUAUUGGAGCAUCAUUAUUUACACCUUUAAAUAAAAUAUCAUCAUAA
Molecule: messenger RNA, 1548 nt
Organism: Strongyloides ratti
Lineage: Eukaryota; Metazoa; Nematoda; Chromadorea; Rhabditida; Strongyloididae
Product: Zinc finger, C2H2 domain and Zinc finger C2H2-type/integrase DNA-binding domain and Zinc finger,C2H2-like domain-containing protein
Exons: 3
Coding region: 1-1548 (515 amino acids)
Biological process (GO): regulation of transcription by RNA polymerase II
Cellular component (GO): nucleus
Molecular function (GO): sequence-specific DNA binding; DNA-binding transcription factor activity, RNA polymerase II-specific
Source: RefSeq, a predicted model, not a curated record